AUGGCGGCCGCCGCCCGCCCGAGCACUCAAAACGGCGAGACGCGCGCGCCGCGCGUGCGGGAGCCGCCGCAGCCCAAGCAGGUGGAUCGCUGGACGGAGAAGCGCGCCCUGUUCGGCGUCUACGACAACGUGGGCAUCCUGGGCGACUUCAGGGCGCAUCCCAAGGACUUCAUCCUGGGGCCCAAGUGGCUGCGGGGCUGGCGGGGCAACGAGCUGCAGAGGUGCAUCCGCAAGAAGCGCAUGGUGGGAGACCGCAUGUUCCUGGAUGACCUGCACAAGCUCAACAAGAGGAUCCGCUACCUGUACAGGCGCUUCAACCGCACCGGGAAGCACCGCUAGGAGCCGGCGCGCGGAGCACGCGCGGCUCCACGGCGUCGCGCCGCCARUAAAGCCGCCUCUCGUACACACGUCUGUCUGUCUCCUGGUGCUUCGUAAAACUCCUUGCUACGCGUUUCCAGCCCCCAGGUCCUGCUGCUGCGCCAGGCCUGGGCUCUCCUGGAGUUCUGCCCUUUUGGCCACCUCCAACGUACCCCUCCC
Molecule: messenger RNA, 537 nt
Organism: Nothoprocta perdicaria
Lineage: Eukaryota; Metazoa; Chordata; Aves; Tinamiformes; Tinamidae
Gene: MRPL51
Product: mitochondrial ribosomal protein L51
Exons: 3
Coding region: 1-339 (112 amino acids)
Biological process (GO): translation
Cellular component (GO): mitochondrial large ribosomal subunit
Molecular function (GO): structural constituent of ribosome
Source: RefSeq, a predicted model, not a curated record